AGGUAAUUAGUCAUCUAAUUACGGAUCAGCGGAUGAUUAAUAAAAAAGGAAAGAAACGAGAGUUCAUCGAAGCCUGCCUAUAAAUACAGAUACUGUACAUUGGCCAACACGCAGAACAAGAGUUCCAUCGUCUCUCUGUGUUUGUGAAAUAGAACACAAUGGGAGGCUUGAAGAGGAAGAUACCGACUGAUGAGAAGAUAGAGAAGAAAGAAUCAAAAUCGGUAGCUUUCUCCAAGCGCCGUAGAGGUCUUUACAGCAAAGCAUCACAGCUUUGUGUUCUCUCCCGUGCUCAAGUUGCUAUCUUAGCAACUCCGCCUUGUUCCAAAUCCAACGUCUCCUUCUUCUCUUUCGGCCACUCUUCCGUUGAUAGCGUCGUCUCUGCUUUCCUUAAGAAUCAGUAUCCUCGGGAAGAUCAUCUAGGGUCAGAGUUUUGGUGGGAAGAUGAGCGUCUUGCCGAGUCAGAGGAUCCCACGGAGUUGAGUGAGGCGGUGGACUCUAUUUCGAGGAUGAUGCAGAAUCUAAAAGGGUUACGUUCAAAGGCCUUAGCAAAUCGUGAGGAUGCAAAGAAGAAGAAGAAGGAAGUUGUUCGUGAUCAGAGUCAAACCCUAAAUCUUCAGUCCACUUGUGCAAGUAGUAGCUGCAUUCAUGAGGAUCCACCUGAGAAUCUCCCGGGGCUUGUCAAGAAAAUUAAAGAGGAGGAUCAGAAAGUAGCAGUUUCUGACAAGAACAACAACAACAAGGAGCUUGAUGGAAACCAAACCCUAGGUUUUCAGUCUUCUUUUGCAAGUAUUUGCAUUCAAGAUGUUUCACCUGAGAACGUGGAGGGAGUUGUCAAUAGCAGUGAACAGAAGGAUCAGAUUGUAGUGAGUUCUGACAGCGUCAACAACAACGGUUUACUUGGAAACUUGGAUGGGUUUGAUCAAGUGCUUAGUCUUGAUGAUGACUUCAUUGAUUUCCAAGGGCUUGUCGAGAACUGUAAAGAGGAGGAUCACUUGGUUGACGAAAACAAGAAUGUCAUUAAACAUGGAACUCAUCAAGAUCUUGAUGGAAACCAAACCACAGGGUUUCAGUCGUCUGCUGCAAGUCUUUGUACUCAAGAUGUUUCACCUGAGAGUUUGGAGGGGAGUGAACACAAGGAUCAGAUUUUAGCGAGUUCUGACAGCAACAACGGUUUACUUGGAAACAUGGAUGGGUUUAAUCAAGUGCUUAGUUUUGCUGAUGACGACUUCAUUGAUUUUGAGAUGGACUCUGAAGGUCUUAUAACUACAAACUUCGAUAUGAGUGUUGCCUCAACGAAUGGAUAUUCAUGCACUGGUUCUGGUUCUGAAGAUGGAGCAAUGAUGGUGAUUCCAAGUGAUUCUGUUAAGGAUAAUCAGAUGGUAGCGGUUUCUGACAGCAACAAUGCUUUACCAAGAAACUUAUAUGGGUGCAAUCAAGAGUUUGAUAUUGACCAAAUCUUUGAUUUCGUGAAGAGUACUGAAGAUCUAUCCUUGAACUACAUUGAUGUUACUCCAUGAUCUCCUACCUUAUAGAAAAUUGAACAUUCGCCUAUAGCAUCAUUUGAUAGAAAAUUGUAACAUUCCUAUUUUGGAAAAUUCUUUAAAACUCCUUAAAACAAUU
Raphanus sativus (radish) is the source of this 1620-nucleotide messenger RNA. RefSeq names its product agamous-like MADS-box protein AGL97. The transcript has a single exon. NCBI's taxonomy places the organism in Eukaryota, Viridiplantae, Streptophyta, Magnoliopsida, Brassicales, Brassicaceae. The record is from RefSeq and is a predicted model, not a curated record. The coding region runs from base 159 to 1517 and encodes 452 amino acids. Gene Ontology annotation, molecular function: protein dimerization activity; RNA polymerase II cis-regulatory region sequence-specific DNA binding; DNA-binding transcription factor activity, RNA polymerase II-specific. Gene Ontology annotation, biological process: positive regulation of transcription by RNA polymerase II.